Molecule: messenger RNA, 417 nt
Organism: Gryllus bimaculatus (two-spotted cricket)
Lineage: Eukaryota; Metazoa; Arthropoda; Insecta; Orthoptera; Gryllidae
Source: the annotation of a GenBank genome assembly
AUGAAGCGAAUGUUCAAACUGGGCUCUACUAAAGCUGACGGAUCAGGAGGCAGCUCGGAAUCAGUGUGCAGCAACGGCGACGGCGGCGUGAAGAUAAAAUCCAUGCGGUUUCGCACGGGUAGUGAAAUGGACUCGGACGCCGCGAUGCAGUUCGAAACGCUGAUCCCGCCGCGCGAAGCGGACGCCUGGCGACUCUCGGACGACGAAGAGGACUUCCACGACGUGGAACUGCGCCUUCACGACGAAGACGACAGGUCCAAUUCCUUUUCCGUCACGUGUGAUCCCGAACAUCCCGAAGUACGACGGAGAAGCAAUAAGAAGAAAAAGAAGACACCUAAGAAGAGUGUGUGGGAAAAAAUUAGCUGUCAUGGUAAUCGACGAGACUCGAAGACAGUUAAUUGUUGCAGUGUGUCGUGA